Messenger RNA from Huiozyma naganishii CBS 8797, 534 nucleotides. RefSeq names its product Lrp1p (gene LRP1). Bases 1 to 534 code for a protein of 177 amino acids. The transcript has a single exon. NCBI's taxonomy places the organism in Eukaryota, Fungi, Ascomycota, Saccharomycetes, Saccharomycetales, Saccharomycetaceae. The record is from RefSeq and is a predicted model, not a curated record.
AUGGACGAAGAUAUUGCGAAAUUAAAACCUUACCUUUCGAAUCUAAGGCGCAGCAUUGCGGAACUGAGGCCAGAGAUAAGAAAACUGACCAAAAAUUCACUAGAUGAUCAGUUGAUUCAGUAUCCAAAGGAACAGCAACGACUGGAGCUUUGUAACACAUACUCAUAUGUAUUAAACUCGCUGGUUUUCUCGUAUAUGAAACUCAUAAAUGUGAAGGAUAUGUCCAAUAUAAUGGUUGAGUUGAAUAGGUGUAAAGAGUACAUGAAGAAGGCCAAUGACCUGAAGGUGAAACUGGAUAAGAAGAGCGAGGGUGAGGAAAGACGGAAGGAAAAUGCCAAGAACGCAAUUAUUGGUGCAUUGAAUGGCCCAAGCAUAUCCAAAGAGAAUUUCAAAAAACAGGAUCCAGAGUCGACAAAGUUUGUCGGGAAACACACGAAAUUUGAUACCCAAGAUAAGACUACCAUAGGGGAAUCUCUGAAGGAUCGUAUAAUAGACAAGAAGAAGAAAAACACCGGUAAAAUCUCAAAAAAUUAG